AGUGACGUCACGCGCGGGCGCGGUGGUGUCGCCAUCAUGGCGGGCAGGGGAUCCUGCCGCGUCCCGGAGCGGUGGACACAGUACACCCCCCUGGGCCGCAGGAUGCCCGGCACGCGCUUCGUGGCCUUCAAGGUGCCCCUGAAGAAGAGCUUUGAGCAGAACCUCCUGCCAGAGGAGAGAUUUUCCCCUCGUGACCUCAUCAGGAAGGUGCAGGAGAGGAAGGAGGAGCUGGGGCUGAUCAUCGACCUCACCUACACCACGCGCUACUACGGCAGGGAGGAGCUGCCCCCCACAAUGCGCUACUGCAAGAUCCUGACCAUGGGCCACGAGAUCCCCAACAGAAAAACCUUCCUGAGGUUCAGGUACCUGGUGAGAAGGUUCCUGAUGGCCAACAAGGACAAUGAUAAACUCAUCGGGGUGCACUGCACACAUGGGCUGAACAGGACUGGCUACCUGGUCUGCAGGUACCUGAUUGAGGUUGAAGGCAUGGAGCCCAAUGCUGCCAUAGAAUUGUUCAACACAUCCCGAGGGCACCCCAUGGAGAGAACCAACUACAUCCAGGACCUGCAGAGGAGAGCACCGGGCAGCUGUGAGCUGAAGGAUUUGGGCUCAGAUCUCAGGAGGGAAAGCAGUGCCCCCACAAAGGCCCAGGAGCACCCCCAGCCCCCCCUGGCAGUGCCCAGGAGCAGCAGCAGCGCCAGGCAGAGGCAGGAAGAGCAGAGAAAUCUAGAGCAGAGGAAGCAGAAAAAGCAGAAUUAUGUGGAGAUGGAGCAUCAGGAACAGAGGGAACAGAAGAAGCAGAAUUAUCAGGAGCAGAACCUUCUGGAGAUGGAGCAUCUGGAGGAGAGGAGGCAGAAAAAGGUGAAACAUCAGGAACAGAAUCACCUGGAGCAGAGGAAACAGAAAAAGCAGAAUCAUGUGGAGCAGAGGAAGCAGAAAAACCUGGAACAUCAGGGACAGAAUCGUCUGGAAACUGAGCAUCAGGAGCAGAGGAAAGAGAAAAACCAGAAACACCUGGAGCAGAAGCAGCAGAAUAACCUGGAACAGAAUAAUCUGGAGAUGGAGCAGAGGAAGCAGAAGGAGCAGAACCAUCUGGAGAUGGAGCAUCAAGAGAAAAGGGAGAAGAAAAAGCAGAAACAUCUGGAGCAGAGGAAGCAGAAAAAGCUGAAGAACCUGGAGCAGAACCAUCUGGAGAUGGAGCAGAAGGAGCAGAACCAUCUGGAACAGAGGGAGAAAAACAAGCUGGAGCAUCAGGAGCAGAAUAAUGUGAAGCAGAAAAAACUGGAGCUCCAGGAGCAUCUGGAGCAGAGAAAGCAGAACAAGCUGAAACAUCUGGGAGAGAAUGGUGUGGAGCUGGAACAUCUGGAAAUGGAACGUCAGGAGCAGAGGAGGCAGAGAAAACUGGAACAUCUGGAGCAGAAUCAUCUGGAGAUGGAGCAUCAGGAGCAGAGGAGGCAGAAAAAGCAAAAUCAUCUGGAGAUGGAGCAUCAGGAGCAGAGGAGGCAGAAAAAGCAGAAACAUCAGGAGCAGAACCAUCUGGAAAUUGAGCACCUGGAGCAGAGGAAGCAGAAAAAACUGGAACAUCAGGAGGAGAGGAAGCAGAAAAAGAAUUGUUUUUUCAUCGGGGCUGUGACUGAUCCGUGA
Molecule: messenger RNA, 1644 nt
Organism: Camarhynchus parvulus
Lineage: Eukaryota; Metazoa; Chordata; Aves; Passeriformes; Thraupidae
Gene: DUSP11
Product: dual specificity phosphatase 11
Exons: 12
Coding region: 37-1644 (535 amino acids)
Biological process (GO): protein dephosphorylation
Molecular function (GO): protein tyrosine/serine/threonine phosphatase activity; polynucleotide 5'-phosphatase activity
Source: RefSeq, a predicted model, not a curated record